Molecule: messenger RNA, 801 nt
Organism: Phlebotomus argentipes
Lineage: Eukaryota; Metazoa; Arthropoda; Insecta; Diptera; Psychodidae
Product: chymotrypsin-2-like
Exons: 2
Coding region: 1-801 (266 amino acids)
Biological process (GO): proteolysis
Molecular function (GO): serine-type endopeptidase activity
Source: RefSeq, a predicted model, not a curated record
AUGUUUCUCAAGGCGACUCUCUUCUCGCUUUCAGUACUGGCAGUUUCCAGUAAGAGUGUCCCUGGAUAUUUUGGAGACAACUUAGAGGAGCUCACAAGAGGCUGGGAAGGUUUCAUUGUCGGUGGUCAGGAUGCAGCUUCUGGGCAAUUUCCUCACACAGUGUCCAUCAGAACCACUGCCAACACUCACUUCUGCGGAGGAUUCAUUCUGACCAAUCGAUGGGUGGGCUCUGCAGCUCACUGCACGCUCAAUCGCACGCCCGAAAGCACUUGGAUCAUCGUCGGUGCGCUGCUACUGAGCAGUGGCGGCACGAAUGUCUUCACCAAUCGCAUCGUCAACCAUCCGGAUUUGUAUCCCUGGGACGAAGCCGGAGACAUUAGUCUGCUCCAGACACGAGAUCCCAUCAUCUUCUCCGCAACAGCUGCUCCACUGGUCCUGGGAUCCAAUCACAUCGGUCCUGGCGUCGUGGCGACUGUGUCCGGAUGGGGAAGAACUGCUCACGGUGCUGAUGCAUUCCCGGACACGCUGCAGUGGAUCAACACGCACACCAUCACGAACGAGGAGUGCUACCAGAGACUGCCCUCCAACGAUGCUCACAUCCUGCAGGAUAACAUGGUGUGCACAGUGACGCAGGCCGGCGAGGGUAUGUGCCAAGGAGACUCCGGAGGGGCGCUCUUUGUCGGCAACACUGUCAUCGGGGUGGUUUCCUGGGGAAUCGCACCCUGCGGCCAAGGAUUCCCCGACGUCUUCACUAGAAUUUCCACCUAUUACAAUUGGCUUCUGAUCCAAAUGGAGUCUUAG